Molecule: messenger RNA, 2558 nt
Organism: Psammomys obesus (fat sand rat)
Lineage: Eukaryota; Metazoa; Chordata; Mammalia; Rodentia; Muridae
Gene: Pcgf2
Product: polycomb group ring finger 2
Exons: 11
Coding region: 303-1331 (342 amino acids)
Biological process (GO): negative regulation of transcription by RNA polymerase II
Cellular component (GO): PRC1 complex
Molecular function (GO): promoter-specific chromatin binding
Source: RefSeq, a predicted model, not a curated record
CGGGGCACACACGCACUCGGCAAUCUCCAGGGAAUGCCAGCCGGAGUGGGCGAACCCUCCCUCGGACCCGUGGCCCGCGGCGGCGCCGCGUCCCCCGCCAAGCGCCAUUCGGUGGCGGCGAGACCCAUUUCCGCCCAGUCUGCAUCUCACCAUUUUCCAAGCUCCCCAGCUAGGGGUUCUCCCCUCCCGCCGACCGAGCGAGCGACAGGGCUGUGGCCCCCCUCCCCUCCCUUCCCCCCCUUCCUCCCAUCCCCCCCUCCCCGAGACCCACCGGACCCCGAAGCCAGGCCUGACCCGGCAUCAUGCAUCGGACCACCCGGAUUAAAAUCACGGAGCUCAACCCUCACCUCAUGUGUGCCCUCUGUGGGGGCUAUUUCAUCGACGCCACCACCAUCGUGGAGUGCUUACAUUCCUUCUGCAAAACCUGCAUCGUGCGCUACUUGGAGACCAACAAAUACUGCCCCAUGUGUGAUGUCCAGGUCCAUAAAACGCGACCACUGCUGAGCAUCAGAUCAGACAAAACCCUCCAGGACAUUGUCUACAAGCUGGUGCCUGGGCUUUUUAAAGAUGAGAUGAAGCGGCGACGAGACUUCUACGCGGCCUACCCCCUGACAGAGGUCCCCAACGGCUCCAACGAGGACCGAGGCGAGGUCCUAGAGCAGGAGAAGGGAGUUCUGGGCGAUGAUGAGAUUGUCAGUCUUUCCAUCGAGUUCUACGAAGGAGUCAGGGACCGAGAGGAGAAGAAGAGCCUCGUGGAAAACGGGGAUGGGGACAAGGAGAAGACGGGGGUUCGAUUCCUUCGAUGCCCGGCAGCCAUGACCGUUAUGCACCUCGCCAAGUUCCUCCGCAACAAAAUGGAUGUGCCCAGCAAGUAUAAGGUGGAGAUUCUCUAUGAAGACGAACCCCUGAAGGAAUACUACACCCUCAUGGACAUCGCCUACAUCUACCCCUGGCGGAGGAAUGGGCCUCUCCCCCUCAAGUACCGUGUCCAGCCAGCCUGCAAGCGGCUCACUCUGCCCACGGUGCCCACCCCCUCUGAGGGCACCAACACCAGCGGGGCAUCAGAGUGUGAGUCAGUCAGCGACAAGGCUCCCAGCCCUGCCACCCUUCCGGCCACCUCCUCCUCCUUGCCCAGCCCUGCGACCCCAUCCCAUGGCUCUCCCAGCUCCCACGGCCCCCCAGCCACCCACCCUACCUCCCCCACUCCACCUUCAACUGCCGGUGGGACCACGCCAGCCACCAAUGGGGGCACUUCGAACUGCCUGCAAACGCCAUCCUCCACCAGCAGGGGGCGCAAGAUGACUGUUAACGGAGCGCCUUGCCCCCCUUAACUUGAGGAAAGGGAUCCUCUCCUUCAGCAGCCACCUUUCCCCUCCUUUUUACUUUUUCUGGGCCCCCUUUUUCCACCUUUGACUUUCCCUGGCUCCUCCCAUCUUCAGAGUGGGAGGUGGGUUUUAUAAAUAAAUCUAUCUAUCUAUAUAAAUAUAUAUAUGUACAUAGGAAAAACCAAAUAUACAUACUUAUUUUCUAUGGACCAACCAGAUUAAUUUAAAUGCCACAGGAAACAAACUCUGUGUGUGUGAGUGUGUGUGUUUGUGUGUGUGUGUUGGGGUGUUAGGGUCCAGGGGUCUUCUGUAGGUUGCUCUGCUCUUCUGGGGUUACCUGGUAGUCUUAGGGGGGGACAUUGGAAGUACUAAUGCCCUCUAUGUGUCCCUUCCACCUCCCUGGGGCAGAAGGCAUGUCGCGUCCUCUUAGCCCUAGCUGACUAGAUACGGGAUCCAUCUCGACUGCUCCCUGCCCCUGUCCAAGCCCCCCAUUACUGAAUGUCCGGAGACUUGCUAAGACAGUGCCUUUUACAAGUGCAGUUUGUCCUCUGCCUGUGAGGAUCAAGAGGCCUUGGAGAAGGCAUUUCCCUUACCUCCUCAGAUAGUGGAAACCUUGUGCAAAGACUAGACAGUUCUGCCUUUCCCCCGUUCCCUUCUUCUUCCCCCUUCCCCGCCACGGGUGGCCUUUGCAUCCUUUACCUUAUGGAAGAGAAGAGUCCAGCUAUGGAGAGCCCCCAGGCCUGCGAAGUCCUUGUGUGACUUUGGCAUUGUGAACACUUCAUUUCCUCCUGCCCCUACCUACCGUGACCCAGGAACCCACACUAACAGGACUGGGGGAGGGAGGGUCCUAGAGUGGAGAGUUGGGAGGCAGGAGGAAACCCCAGGCAAGCACAGACUCCAGCUCCGCCAAAAAGCCACCAGCCUUCCUCGUCCCCAGCUGAGGCCGGGCAGGGACAGGACAGAGGCACCAGAAGCACAAGGAAAUAAAAGUGUAGGCCAACCCCAGUUCUGCCCAGUGGACCACCUUAUUAGGGCAGACCUCGCCCGCCUGGUUUUCCUCAAGUGUACAUAGCUCUAGGGGGAGGGGGGAGGACGCCAGGGUAUGUGAGGUUCUGAGCCCAUGGGGGGGUCUAUUUGCACCAUGUCCUGAGUCUGAGGUCCUGCGACUGUACCCUCCUGUCCCGGGUCAUUUGUAUCUCUUGGCUUUGUAAUAAACACUGCAUACUCUCUUGA